Messenger RNA from Ictalurus punctatus (channel catfish), 2716 nucleotides. RefSeq names its product coenzyme Q8A, genome duplicate b (gene coq8ab). The record is from RefSeq and is a predicted model, not a curated record. The transcript has 15 exons. Gene Ontology annotation, cellular component: extrinsic component of mitochondrial inner membrane. Bases 346 to 2160 code for a protein of 604 amino acids. Gene Ontology annotation, biological process: ubiquinone biosynthetic process. Lineage: Eukaryota; Metazoa; Chordata; Actinopteri; Siluriformes; Ictaluridae. Gene Ontology annotation, molecular function: kinase activity.
AUAUAAAUGUUACUUAGUGCAAGGUCAACUUGCCCACACGUCUGUUUCUUGAGAAGGUUAAUGUCUUUUUGAAUGGCAGUGUUUAGCACCACUUUGUUUGGUUGCACUUGCUCGUCGGUUUCAAACUAUGGCACUGAGGUUGCUGAGGGCUAGUUUCACGUACUUGUGACUCCUGUAUGUUGCUAAAGUUUUUAAUUUGAGGAACAGAAACGUGCCGGAUUUAGUGGAACCGGAAUAAAUGUCGUCUAUCCGCAUUAAAACGCACAGUAGCAUCUGUUAAAUCUGGCUUUGCAUUGUUUUUGUGGUGUGUGAAGUUGAGGAACUGCUAGUUGGAAAGGGGAAGUCAUGGCAGCAGAUAUUUUGCUAAUGAGAAGACUGAACAGACUGAGAGUGAUAUAUCAGAGUCACAUUCUCAGUAUUCAGAGAAGAGAACGCCUUAGUCUCGCCCAAAAUCCUCUCAAAGAACAGAUGUAUAGCUGCACUGAGAGAACUGCUUCAACAGUUAAAGGUGUUUUAAAAUCAAUCUAUAGUUUUCCUCACAUUGGAACAGGAACAAAUAUUACUAAGCAUAUCAGGGUUCUUCAUGCUCUAAAGGACAAUGCAGAGGGCAAUGGAGUGAUCAACAUUUAUAGUCACAAAUGUUUGGGGAAAACCAGAUGCAAGUUAUUUCGAGGGCUCACACAACCACAUUUGCCCAGCUACAGCCAGAGCUGCUCAUUCCAUCAAGAUCACUGGCUCUGGAGUGAUGCAAAAAAAGAAGGACCUGACACAUCCAAGAAACACAAGCAGAUGCUCAGCGAGAGCUCCCGUGAGCGCAAAGUACCAGUUACGAGGCUAGGACGUUUGGCAAAUUUUGGGGGCUUGGCAGUUGGACUGGGCUUGGGAGCUAUUGCAGAAGUGGCAAAGAAAAGCCUCAGAUUAGAUGAGAAAAAAGGGAAUAAAAAAGGUGUCCUUGAUUCAAAUCCAUUUGUCUCUGAGGCUAAUGCCGAACGAAUUGUUCGGACUCUGUGUAAAGUCAGAGGAGCUGCUCUUAAACUUGGACAAAUGCUUAGCAUCCAAGAUGAUGCUUUCAUCAAUCCUCAGCUGGCAAAGAUCUUUGACCGUGUUCGACAGAGUGCUGACUUCAUGCCCACAAAGCAAAUGAUGAAAGCAGUGAGCAAUGACUUGGGCUCAAACUGGCGUGAUAAGUUGGAGUUCUUUGAAGAGAAGCCUUUUGCUGCUGCUUCGAUUGGUCAGGUGCACCUGGCUAAGUUGAAGGAUGGCAGAGAGGUGGCUAUGAAGAUCCAGUACCCUGGAGUGGCCAAAAGCAUCAGCAGCGAUGUUAAUAACUUAAUGGCUGUCCUCAGUAUGAGUAAUGCAUUACCCGAAGGUCUAUUUCCAGAGCACUUGAUAGAAGUUAUGAGCAGGGAACUUGUUCUAGAGUGUGAUUACGUGAGGGAAGCCAAAUGUGCCAAAAAAUUCCAAGAGUUAUUGAAGGAUCACCCUUUCUUCUAUGUGCCAAAUGUAGUGGAUGAACUAAGCAGCCAGCAUGUCCUCACUACAGAGCUGGUGUCUGGUUUCCCUCUGGAUAAAGCUGAUGACCUGCCACAGGAACUCAAAAAUGAGAUCUGUGAGCAGAUUUUGAUUCUUUGUUUGAGAGAGCUCUUUGAGUUCAGAUAUAUGCAGACUGAUCCAAAUUGGUCUAAUUUCUUCUUUGACCCACAAAAGCACAAGGUUGCACUGUUGGAUUUUGGAGCCACAAGGGGUUUUGAUGCAAGUUUUACAGACGUGUAUAUUGAGAUCAUCAAGGCUGCAGCAGACAGAAACAGAGAGGGGGUUCUGCAACAAUCAAUUGCUAUGAAAUUUCUGACCGGUUAUGAGUCAAAGGCAAUGAUGAAUGCCCAUGUGGAUGCAGUGAUGAUCCUCGGGGAAGCGUUUGCCUCAGAAGAGCCCUUUGACUUUGGCAGUCAGAGUACAACAGAGCAGAUCCACAGGCUCAUCCCUGUCAUGCUAAAGCAGCGUCUUACCCCUCCUCCAGAAGAGACCUACUCUCUGCACCGCAAGAUGGGAGGCUCAUUUCUUAUCUGCUCCCGUCUCAAAGCCAAGCUGAGCUGUAAAAACAUGUUUCAGGAGGCGUAUGCCAAAUAUUGGCAAGAUCGACAACUACAAACAGCCCAGUAAGCAGUUUUGUAUGCAGCUCAUAGGGGAGUGUGGAAAGCCAGUCUACAACUAGGAUCUUUUUUAAAAAAAAAAAGACACUAUUGUGAUAUAAUGUGCAUCAUGAGUAAAUUACUGUCUGAAUUUCUUCUGAAUGGCAUGAAGUAAAAGUUGAUGAAUUUGCAGAACCUUGUUACUAAAGUUCAUUUUGUGUGAUGCCAAGACCUAGGAGACCAAUUCUAAAGAAACCAGUAUUGCAUGUGAUGGUUACCACCACAUAUGAGGGGCACUCUCAAGUAUACAUUUGGCCACUUCUAAAAAGCAUUCAUACCACAGCACUUUUGAAUCCUUGAAAUCUGACUCGGCACAGUUGAAUUCACAAUAUUACAUUAUUAUUGUUAUAAUACAUUGUCACUAUAGUAACAGGGACAUGGGUUGUGAACACUCCUUAUAACUGUAGUGAAAAAAUGUGUGUAAUUGUUGAUAGCCGUAAAUGUUUAGUAUUUUAGGAAUGAGUCUCCAGUGCCUGCAUUUUGUAACAGAGUUAAGGGUAAGCCCACCCGCCGCCCCCCCCACCCCC